AAACUUUUACUUCACGUGUUUUCAUCAUCAUCAAAGGUUGUGUGAUUUCAAUUUUGUGAACUAUUUCCAUCAAAUAAAGCCCCAAAAAUGGUUGCAAAACGCAAAAAGAAGUAUUCCGUUGGAGAAGGUGCACAAUUCAUGACCAGAAAAGCGGCCCUAAAAAAGCUCCAGCUGUCCCUAAACGACUUCAGGCGCUUAUGUAUACUGAAAGGAAUAUACCCUAGAGAGCCUAGGAACCGUAAGCGUGCCCAAAAAGGGCACACAGGCAUUAAAACCUUAUACCAUGUCAAAGACAUUCAGUUUUUAAUGCACGAGCCCCUCAUACACAAUCUAAGAGAUACUAAAGUGUUUAAUAAGAAAGUGGCACGGGCUAAGGCUGUCAAAGACAAAACAAAGUUGCACCAAUAUUUGGAAAAUCAUCCCACUAUGCCUCUGGACAAUAUUGUCAAAGAACGAUAUCCCACAUUUAUAGACGCUCUUAAGGAUUUAGAUGAUUGUUUGACUUUGUGCUUUUUGUUUAGUACAUUUCCUUCAUUAGCCCAUGUGCCUAGAGACCAAUCAGCCCUUUGCAGAAGAUUAACAAUGGAAUUUUUGCACUGCAUUAUUGAAACAAAAGCCUUAAGAAAAGUAUUUGUAUCUAUUAAAGGUUAUUAUUAUCAAGCUGAAAUCAAAGGGGAAACAAUCACUUGGAUAGUGCCUCAUCAAUUUGCGUUUGAGCCCCAACACAAGGCAGAAGUUGACUUUAAAAUAAUGUCUACAUUUGUGGAAUUUUAUACAUUUUUAUUGGGUUUUGUCAACUAUAAAUUGUAUCACGAUUUCAACUUGUUUUAUCCGCCUAAAUUUAAUAAUAUGGUACAAAACCAAAAUGAUCAGGCCUUGGUAGAUGAAGCAGCUUUUUUGUCUGAAAGAGUUUUAGCCUUGAAUUUCCCUAUAUCAAAAUCUAAUGAUGUUUUUGAAGAGGAUGUCAAUAUUGAUGAUUUUGUUAGUGAAGGCGAUAGCGAAGAGAAAAUUGCAGAAGCUAAAAAAGAAGCAGAGAGAAUUAGGAAAUUAAAAACACUUUUUAAGGGGUUAAAGUUUUUUUUGAACCGUGAAGUUCCUAGGGAACCUUUGGUGUUUGCUAUUAGAUGUUUUGGUGGAGAAGUUUCUUGGGAUAAAACACUUUUUGUUGGUUCAACUUUUGAUGAAAAUGAUGAAUCAAUCACUCAUCAAAUUGUAGACAGGCCCUCAAUGCCCAAUCAAUUUAUUUCACGUUACUAUAUUCAACCUCAAUGGAUUUUUGACAGUAUAAAUGCUAGAGAUUUACUGCCUGUGAAUAAAUAUUUUAUGGGCGAAAUUUUGCCACCGCAUUUAUCACCAUUCAAUGAUCCUGAAAGGGAUCAGCAAUACAUUCCUCCAGAAGAAAGGGCUUUGUAUGAUCCUACUUUGUUGGAGCAGCAACAUAAAAAAGAUCAAGAAGCUAUUAAUAAGGGUGAUGAUGAAGUUGAAGAAGAUGAGGCAAAAGAAGUUGAUGAAGAUGCUAAAGAAGUUACAACAAAGUCAAAAUUGUCAGUUACUAAAGGAGAAGUUUACAAAGAAGUCCCAUGGGAGAAGAGCAGGCAAGAGAAACAAGAAUACCGUUUGAGGGAAAAAAUGGUCAAGAAAAAACACAAGAAAUUGUACAAGAGCAUGAUGGAGGGUAAAGAGAAACGAGCUAAAGAAAUUUGGUUGUUGAGAAAGAAGAGGCGUUUACAUGAUGAAAAACAAGCGGGUGAAAAAACUAUAAAGGAAGGCAAAUCAGUACAGAAAAAAAAAUAUUAAAAGUAGUAAUAAAUAAUCAAUAAUCUUGUAUUUUGUUUAUCAAAUAAAAAUGUUUUGUAAAU
Messenger RNA from Ceutorhynchus assimilis (cabbage seed weevil), 1859 nucleotides. Lineage: Eukaryota; Metazoa; Arthropoda; Insecta; Coleoptera; Curculionidae. The record is from the annotation of a GenBank genome assembly.